Messenger RNA from Eruca vesicaria subsp. sativa (arugula), 654 nucleotides. The record is from the annotation of a GenBank genome assembly. Lineage: Eukaryota; Viridiplantae; Streptophyta; Magnoliopsida; Brassicales; Brassicaceae.
AAAAAAAAAGACAAAAGUGUUUUUUUGCGUUUGAUUCUCACUUGGAAAACAGCUAUAAUAACGAGGCACGUUGUUAUAUUUAUUUUAACUUAAGUUUUUCAAAUUUCCAAAACCAAUGGCGACGCUGCAGAGAUUCAAGUUCCUAGCAACGCAGUGUGGAGUGGCACCGAGCCCGACACGAAGUCCAAGCCCAAGGACAAGUCCGUUGGUUCAGUUUCGUCGCAAGAAGACAACCUUAAAGAUGCUUUUGAGUCUUAUACCACCGAGCCGCAGAGAGCAGCCGCUCAUUCAUCAGCAGGGCCGCUCCUUGGCUGCUGACAAGGACGUAGCUGGACGCAAACUGCGAGACUUAUUCGUGACUUCGUCUCCUGUAGAGGAGAAAGAGACAAGGAAGGGGAAGACAAAAGAAGAAGUUCUUGCAGCUAUGGAAGCUAAACUGAGAGCAGGUGCUAGUUCACAGGCACCGGUUUGGUUUGGAUUCAGCAAGCGGCUUCUCCAGCGAGCUUGGCGUCCUAAGCUUGGUACCAUUCCUGAGUAACGUAUAAACUAGUUUCUAGUCUUUUCUUAUGUGGCACUCAAAGCCAAUUUGGAAACCAUUUGUUUCCUCUAUGAACAAAAAUAUAAUUAUGCUUUUUUAAAAUCUCAUGUCUUGGC